Molecule: messenger RNA, 719 nt
Organism: Microtus ochrogaster (prairie vole)
Lineage: Eukaryota; Metazoa; Chordata; Mammalia; Rodentia; Cricetidae
Gene: Cnot3
Product: translation initiation factor IF-2-like
Exons: 4
Coding region: 1-702 (233 amino acids)
Biological process (GO): regulation of DNA-templated transcription
Cellular component (GO): nucleus; CCR4-NOT core complex
Source: RefSeq, a predicted model, not a curated record
AUGGACCAGCUGCUAAGGAGCAAUGACGGACCUGUAUUCGGGGCUCGGGGGCGGGCCGACGCCAGAGACGAGAAGAGAGGAGGGGAGGCCUCCUCCGUCGCCGCCAUCUUGGACCGGGCCCGUUCAGCUUCCGUGGAGCCGUCGGCAGCCGCCGCCGGGCCUUCCCUUGAGCCCCGAAUCCCCUACUCGCGUCAGGCUCGACUGGGCCGGACCCCUUCCCCUCUUCCCCCAGCGUCGUCGGCCGCCUUCCCGCUCCGCGACCCCUCCGCCUGUCGCGACCCGCCGGGCCCCGGCCCUGCCCUGGCCGCGCGCUCAGGCCUGCCUUCAGCUCGGGCGGGCAGGCAGGGAGCCUCCGCUCUCCUCCCGCGUCCCGAUUCCCGCGUGGCAGCGCGCCGUCCCCGGGUGCGAGGUGCCCGCCCUCCUCCGCGUCUGGCCGGUCUUGGAGCGAUGGGCGCGCAGCGGGCCGGGAAGAGGCUUUCAGCUGUGGGUGUGGGGGGCACAACUACAGUCAUGCCCUCCCCGGGUGCUCCCUUUAGGAUCGUGGCCUCUGUGCACCCGAAAGCUCCAGUUUGUUGGUGUCUUGCUAGGGGGAAGCCUCUUUGGAAGAGAUGGAUCUGGUGGAGGAAAAGUCCCCAAGACCCGAGGUUGCAGCUCCCGUUCAGCGUCCGUUUCCAAGGGAGUAUGAAGAGAGUUCGUCUGUAGGGCAGGGAAGAUGGCGG